Messenger RNA from Patiria miniata (bat star), 1841 nucleotides. RefSeq names its product spermatogenesis-associated protein 48-like. The transcript has 6 exons. The record is from RefSeq and is a predicted model, not a curated record. The coding region runs from base 281 to 1336 and encodes 351 amino acids. NCBI's taxonomy places the organism in Eukaryota, Metazoa, Echinodermata, Asteroidea, Valvatida, Asterinidae.
ACAAUCACGUCAACAAUCGCAGACGCGCUACUUCAACGCGUACGUGGGAACAAACGUUCCCACGAUGCCCUUGUCAAACUUAAACUAACAAUAGAAACACCGCUCAUUGGACACAAGUUUUUACUCGUAUACUACGCAAAGCGGUUUGGAUGCUUUUAGGUCUAAUACACAAACUCAAAUUGGAAGACGUAGAUACGUAGACGUAGAUACGUAGACGUAGAUACCGUAGAUACCGUAGAUACCGAGAAAAAAUGACUACCUUAGCUUAACGUCAAGGAGCAUGGAAAACGAGUUUAACACGCUCGCGUCCACGACUUACCGGAUCAGCUACCCGCUUCGUGCCUCGAUCCUACCACCCAUCAAGUACCACCAGGUACCAGCCAUCCAGCUACGGGACGAACCCAAGCUAUUACCCCGGGAGUUCCCCAUCUCACCGGCCGGUCCCAGCCGUGGGUGGGAGAAAGGCACGGGGCAGGUGCUGCUACCCGAUAUCAAAUCAUUCACAGAUAAGCCAAUCGUCCGAGACCCACCGCCUCACAAAAUAACCAGCAACCUGCCAGCUAAGCUCCAGCAACCACCGCUCCAGCAGUCCACGGCAGACCAGCAGCGGCAACUCGCCGACCCUCUCCAGGGGCUCAGCGAGCCGCUGGCCCCGGUGGUGCCUCGGUGUGCGGACGGUUACCCGGAGGAGGUCACAGAAGGCUGGGUGGAGGAACUGUGCCGGUCCUACCACUGGAAGACCUCGAGCAAAGAAGCGGCGAAAGAAGGGUGCUUACGGGUCCCCGAACUCAAACCACCGAGUACCACCAUGGAGCCUCCCUCUGAUUUCUUUGUGUACCGGCCUAUGAGGUACGACUCCCACCAGUUGCCCUGGCAACGGGUGGCGCCCGUGUGGGACCGUCUUCAAGAGCGCCCUCACGUGGGAGACAAUGUCAGCAGUCGGCAAAUCGGCACGCAAACAUCUCCCAACCAGAUGGCGAUACCAACUGCCAAGAAAGCGCUUCCGAAGAAGAAAGAGAACAUUUCACUAGACGAGAGGAUCAAGCAGUUGGUCAGAGAAAACAAACUGUCCAGCAUGUUCGUGCGGACCUGCCCUGGUUACGUUGGUUACGUUCCCAGGUCACCCCUCAACGUUUCCAUGGAAGCGAGCCUCGUUCCUGAUCUGCGCACCAUGACAACCAUGAAGUCGAGUUACAGGCCGUUUGCCACCAAGGAAUACAGCAUGAAGGAGUUUGCGCACAAGGGCCCUCUGUCGCGCACCGUCACGCUAACCUAUCCAUACAACCCGUAUAACAAAGUGGAGAAUCGCGCUGAAGAAAUCGAACAUAAAUGGUAGACGUAGAAUGGCAAAAAUGGAUGGGUGGUCCUACAUUGAAACACAAUGAAAAGAAGACAACUCUUUGCAAAAUCAAUAGAGAUUCAUACACUUCACGCUAAAUCAUUUCAAUAGUAUAGGCCUAUACAGACUUUAAACACGAAAGAUUUAAACCUACAACUGAGUUAUGAAAACUGUUGUCCAAGCAUAAUGCAAAAUUUUCCUUCGUUAUAGUUUCAAGCAAGGGCGGAUCAAGAACCAUUUUUUUCGGGGGGGGGGAAAGAGGGCUCGAGUACCUUUUAUCAAAAUGGUGAAGGCGAUCAUAUGGUAUCUGAAAGAUGGUUUGCGAGGUUUUAAUUUAUUUUUUGAAUAUUCAAGACAAACAAGGGUGUCUUCACUCCGAUUAAAACAGAAAAUAAAUCGUGGUCGCCGCACCCCUCCCCCCGCCUCGGAUCCGCCAAUUGUUCAAGGCUGGUCAAUACUUAUGCAAAUCGAAUUUGUGUUCUCGAGUGUUUAGGCCUACUUC